Messenger RNA from Rhopilema esculentum, 5252 nucleotides. RefSeq lists its product as uncharacterized. The record is from RefSeq and is a predicted model, not a curated record. NCBI's taxonomy places the organism in Eukaryota, Metazoa, Cnidaria, Scyphozoa, Rhizostomeae, Rhizostomatidae.
AAUAGCACUAUUAAGCACAGUAAAGAAGAACAAAGUUGCUAUUGGUUUGAACGAUUUUCUCCUGAUGAUAAAUUAAAGAAAAUAAAACUGAAGAGAAAGAUUAAUUUCUUAUUAUCAUCGAAAGCCGACGUUGAAUUUUUCUCUAAUGUGUUGUUUUGGAUAAUCAAGUGUUACGAUGGUGUCAAAAAAUAAGACAAUAUAUAUAUAUCAUAGUUGGAUGGUGUGUUCAAGAUUUGACCUCUCUAAAUGUAAAAAGCCAGCAGAAAUAGCCAGACGUGAACUUUGCAUUCACGGUAAUUCUUAUACUUGAACCCCGCAAACUAUCGUCGAAUUUCUUUAUUCCGCAACUCUAAAAAAUUAUUGAAAAAAUCAUUCAUGGUCAAAUACAAAAGUUCAUCGUAGACAAGAACAUACUAUAUAAAUACCAAUCUGGCAUUUCGUGCUCAUCACUCAACUGAUACCUGCCUAUUUUACCCGAAUGACAAGAUCCUCCAAGGGUUCGAAACGGGGAUGUUUACAGGCAUGAUCUUGAUUGACCUUCAAAAAGCAUUUGACACAACUGACCAUAGUAUUUUCCUGGAUAAACUGGUAUACCUUGGCUGCCAUCUUGUGGUUUUAAUCUUACCUUCAGGAUCGAUCAUUUACAGUCAACGCUGAAAAGGAGUACUUAAAGCAUGUCGAUCUGCCAUGCGAGGUCCCUGAAGGGCCUAUUCUUGGUCCUCUCAUCUUCCUUCUUUAUGUAAAUGACAUGGCACGAGCAGUCGUUUGUGACCUGCUUCUAUAUGCAGAUUAUUCUUGUUUAACUUCUAGAGACAAAAACAUUGAGCAAAUUGAGAGCAACUUGAAUAAGAAUCAAUUCUUUCUGUGAUUGGUUUAUAGAAAUCAAACUCAUCAUUCAUUUUGGAGAAGACAAAACGAAAUCCAUUCUUAUGAGUCGCAAGAUUCUUAACAAGUUGGACGUCAUUAGGGGAAAUAUAAAAAUCAAGCAACACUCAACGGUCACAUAUUUCAUAUGUGUUCUGAAUGAAACUCUUUCUGGGGCAUCAAUGGCAACUAGGGUGGUGGCAAAUAAGUAGCAAGCUAGAGUUUCUGUACAGGAAGCAGGGUAAGCCCCUUGGGAGGUUGCUUUUAAUUGCUUUUGCUCAACCUCAUUUUGAUUAUGCCAGCUCGUCCUGGUAUCCCGGGCUGAAUAAAAGGCUGUCCAAUAGAAUCCAGGCAGCACGAAACAAAUGCAUUCGUUUUUAUCUCAAUCUUAAAAAACACAGCAUAUAUUGUGGUUACGGAAUUCAAGGCUAUAAAUUCGCUCCCAACAAAGAACAGGAUAGACCAAUGCGUUUGUUUCAACGUCAUGAUUUUUUCAAAGGAACGCCCCCAGCGUCCAGUGUCGAGGUAUUUCAUCCGCUCAGGACCGGACUACACGAAAAUCAAGAUUUGAACUAAACCUACCAUGUCGGAAAAGCAAAACUGGACAAGCGUCCCAAAUAUAUGGUAUUAAAAGAAACCGUUAAGUAUUCAUUUAGAAACUCAUCGAAAAUUAAACUAAACCGACCGAGAAAUGAAAUUGGAAGAAGGACAUUCAAACAUAGAGCUGCAUUAACUUGGGACAUUAUUUCGGAUUAUAUUUAGUCACACAGAAACGCAUCAGUAUUUAAGAAAAAACUAAAAUCAAUGGCCGGGCUUUUAGAAACUAUUUCCUAAGAAAAAGAAAACAGUGCCAUAAAUUGUAAGGACGUUUACUACAUAUACUAUUAUAUUCUUUAUUGUAGGCAAUUCAAAAAAUUUACAUUUUAGGUGGUUUUAAUCUAAAAGAUUUGAUUAGUUAAAGAUUGUAUUAGGUUUACUUUAAUUUCAUAGAUAUUUUCCGUUUUAGAUGGCAGGUCCACAUCGGCAUUGUUUGCCUCCCAAAUUUUAAACCUGCUUAAACAAAUAAACAAUGUAUGUAUGCAUAUAAGAUGUAUGUAUGUAUGUAUGUUUGUACUACCUAGGGCCCAAAAUAUGGAAAAAAUUUCCAUCAGCAUUAAAAUCAACAUCUAAUAUCAACACCUUCAAACAUAAGAUCAAAGAUAAUUUUUUCAAAACAUAGUAAAAAAGAAGAUGGCAUAUAUGUCAACUACCAAGGACCGGUUUCUAACUAACGCCAGUAAAAAAUUCCUGUCUCAUCUCUUUUCCCGUCUUUUCUUUUCCCUUAUAAAUCAGCACCUUUAAGGAGACCAUUAUGGAAAUAAGGUCAGCUAGACCUUUUAAUGGCAUCCUGUCACUUAAAUUAGGGGUGUUUAUCUUUUUGUUUUUAAUGUAAAUUAUUGUAUUAUACUCUUUUAACUUUUAUAACUUGUAAAUACUUUUAGUGUGGCGAAUUAUACAUACAUACAUAUUUGUAACAACCUAGCUGCAUCGUUCAUCACAUUCUUUAUUUUCCUGUCAUUGGAAAUCUGUUUGAUUUUAUGCAAACAAUAAGCCUAAAUGCUUUAUGAAAAAUUAUUUAUGUUCCUUUCAAUAUGCUCAUGUAGCCCCCGUCUCACGUAGCAAGGUAGUCGUUUCAUAUGCAAGUGAUUAAUGUAGAGCAGAAGUCUUUUGAAAAGUAAAAUCGAGAUGCCUCUUAUCAAUUUGAUGUUUUUACUGCAGGCAUUGGCAAACUUCUGCUUUGCAAUCGAAAUGUUUGCAUCGAAGUAUGACGUGAUCAUCGGACAAGAAAGUCACAAUUUGCUUGAAGCUGGAUGUUCUAGAAUUUUCCAUAGAUGCAGCAUGGAUGGAACAUGUACUCAUGUGGUAAGAUACGCAAGCACGAGGGAAUAUGAAAUGAUAAAGGGUAAAACGGAAUUGAAGAACAUAAAAGAAAAAGAAAUUGUCGUUUGGGAGAAGGUUGCAGUUCAGCAAGCCAGGAACACAAUUAAAACUGAGAUGUCAUCCUGCAAAUCGCUGAAACAAAUUGGCCGAACAAGUGGACUCUACGACAUCCAGUUGCCAAGCGGAAUCCAUCAGGUGUACUGCGACAUGGAUACAAAUGGUGGUGGAUACACAUUUCUUUCAAAUGACAGUGUGUCAAGAAUCAGCCAAUCAGAUGUUGACUUUCUGUUGACUAACAACCACGAUGUGCUUCUGCGCAUUUUAAAGCCGGAUGGCUCACAACCUUAUACAGUGAUACAGCAAUACAAAGAUACAGGGGGACUCUCCGUCCAGUAUAGCAAUUAUGUUAACUACACCAAACCAACUAACGAUGCAAUGAGUGCCUACAUUUUUGUUGGUACCUUACCAGCAUCUUUUGCCAGAAAUAACGAUAAUCAAGGAUUCAUCUCAAAUGGCAUUCCGUUGUACUUUCAGAAUUGUGACAAAAAUCCCAACAAUUACUUUGCAUUCUUUUCCAAACGUAGGCAAGUAUCACUGAGAAGCAGGGUAGGAAGUUUAGGGGUUCGUUGGAGAGAGACAGCACGUCAACACUCACUAGCAAAAAUUCCACCAAACUUUUUUCUGUUCACUGAAAUGCACUACGGAGGUUGUGGAUUGUACAGCGAAAGUGUCAUGUGGGCAGACACAAGCGCUCCUGCCAUAGGUACUGCUCUAGGCCUACGUUAAAAAGGCACACAAAAGUUUUCAAGAACUUUGCCUUGUGUUACUGGGUUUCAGGAGAAUUCUUUGUCAUUUUUCAGAAAUUGAGGUGUUGCUGUGCAAUGUGAUUGUGUAAUAUAUUCUCUGUAAUUAUUUAACAUCUUUUCUCUUUCGAGAUCAAAUCAGAAAUAGAAUUGUUUGAGCAUCUAGCUAUCUAUGAACUACUGAAAUACUAUUCAAGAUAUACAGAUGUGUUUGUAGCUUGCGUUAAAAAGUUGCACUGAAAGAAAUUCAGAACUCAAAAUGAUCCAGGCUAAAUAAGAGAUUAGUUAAGCAGGCCUAUUGUUUUAUUGUAAAAUUAUAUAUUCAUGAAAUCUAUUCAGUGUUCUUAUUUUUACGACAUAAGUUUUGAAAAGGUUAAUGAUAGAAAAGAAAGGAAGGCCAAUGAUGAAUUGGAAGGACAUGGUGCUGGGUGGACGCUGAAGGGUUUGGCUCAAUCUGCAACAUACAUCUUGUCGCACAGGCAAGAGACCGGGAGCAACUUUCUGGCAAGGGGAGGCAUGGUUUUAUCAAUUCUAAUAUAUACGUUGAAAAGGAAGGGUCUUGCAAAGUCUUAGAAAAAACUUUUUAGGGCGGUGCCUAAUCAACCGUUUUACUUCUGAAUGAAAUAAAAAUAAAAUGGAAAAGAGCAAUAAAUGAAACAAAGUUUUGCAGUAAAGAGUGAACUUUAACAGAAGAACCACACCAACAACAGAUGAAAGAUCUAUCGAUUUUAUAAAGUUAUGAGGGAUUAUUAUCUAAAAUGUGAUUAUAAUAUUGUAAUACUGGAAAUGAAUGCUGCUUUUUACAUUUUCAACUACAUUAUUUUGAAAUUACAACAAUAUCUCAUUUUAUCAAGGAUAUGAAAAUAUAGAAUUACAUUUUAUCUCUCAUAUACAGUCACAAUUUUUGGAGUGAAGCGCGGGAGACGUAGGAGGACACAAUGAACGCUAAGAGUACAGCGGUUAACACCAUUUGAACAAACUUAUGCAUGGAGCUAGAUUCUAGUUAGGGGGCUAUUUCUCGACCUUUGAGGCGCUUAGCAGCUCUAGCCCCUCUCUGGCCUUGGGCCUGGAGUCGGACUCGGUGAGGUUAUGGUGUGACCGUCAAUGACCACUCAAAAAAGGAAAAAAUAGCGUCAUAAAUCAUGAUGGUGUUUUAUAAAUCAUGUCUCAAUUUCUUUUUAAGUUGCUUAACUCUGUCAAAGCAAUAAAAUAUUUCACAAUAAAAGAUUUAAUAUAUCAAAUAAAGCUGUUAAUAUUUUGACACUGUGGUCAACGCAUAUUAUCAUUUACUGAAGAGAAAAAGAAGAUAUCAGAGCUAAAAACAAAACUAAAAUAUAAAUAUAGUUAAAAAUUAUAUCAUAAUUAGAAAGAAUUACAAAUUUUAUCAGAUAAGACAGUAAAGUAUACCUACACAAACACCCGUCCCUGUGUUUUGGCACAUUACUCUAACAACAAGCAGAAUUCUUGAUCUUCUAAUCAGCCAAUUGUGACAGCGCCCAGUGAAACCAGGCUGAGGUUUGUAUAACAUCAUAUUUUCUUAGUUUUCUGGCAAACUGUGCUUGUCUUUUAUGCAUGCCAUUGUUUCAUUCUCGGUGUUACCAUUUUUUGUUCUUUUAUACUUUAAAUAUGUUUUUGGUACCGCAAAAUUUGAAGAUUGCACGAAAU